Meloidogyne enterolobii is the source of this 396-nucleotide messenger RNA. The record is from the annotation of a GenBank genome assembly. NCBI's taxonomy places the organism in Eukaryota, Metazoa, Nematoda, Chromadorea, Rhabditida, Meloidogynidae.
AUGAGCCCCGGGGCUUAUUUUAGAGGAUCAUUUAAACACAAAAUAAACAUUUGCGUUAAACCUGGUUUAGCAAAUAUAAAACAAUUAUCAUACUGUAUUUACAUCGAAUACAACAUAGUAGGAGAGUCGAGUAAGAAAACAGAUUUUGUUGGAACACAAGAAAUUGGAGCUUUAAAUGAUUGCAAAAUACAAAAAUUUAAAACUGACAUAUUUAUAGAAAAUAUUCGAUUCGUUGUUGUUUGGAGUGAAGAUAUAUUUUUUGGGAAGGACGAUGUUUUGUAUGCGAGUCAUUUCAACGUCAAAAACGAAGAAUUAGUGUCUAAUGGUACAAUUACAUUAGAUAUAGACACCGUCGAAAGAACUAAUCUUGAACAUGAUAGAAAGACUGUUUAUUGA